This is a messenger RNA of Pelobates cultripes (western spadefoot toad), 534 nucleotides long. The record is from the annotation of a GenBank genome assembly. NCBI's taxonomy places the organism in Eukaryota, Metazoa, Chordata, Amphibia, Anura, Pelobatidae.
AUGGGGGACCUAAUGGCUAGGAUCCAGGCUACUGAGAGCAAGACGGAGGAAGUAAUGGAAACUGUACACACUCAUGAGGCAGAACUGCAAAACCUCAGGGACCAGCUUCGCUACCUCGAAGAAUUCAACGAGGAUUUAAACAACAAAACAUGCCGGAACAAUAUCCGGGUAAGGGGACUACCGGAAACGGUGUCCACCGAGCUGCUCCCUGAAACACUUACCACGAUCUUCCAAAACCUCAUACCAGACGCCAUUGCAGCAGACCUGCUAAUGGACCACGUACACCAUGCCCUACGGGCACUGAGCACUAAAUCAUCCAACCCACAGGAUGUCAUAGUGAGAAUGCACUACUACCACAUUAAAGAAAGAAUAAUGUGCACCACGAGAGACACUCCUGUGGAUGUGGAAGGGGUACAUAUACAACUCUAUCAAGACCUGGCUCCUAACAUCCUGAAGAGAAGAAAAGACUUACGUCCGCUCAUACAACACCUUCAUCAGCAUGGGCUUCCGAUAUGCUUGGGGACACCCCUUUAA